AUGAAGGUGAAUAGAAUGGCCAAGACACUCAUCGUUGUGACAAUCAUUACCCUACUGAUAACAUCAGUAGCAGCUAGGAUAGGCGGAGGCGGAGGUGGAGGUGGAGGAAGAGGUAGCAGUGGUGGUGGUGGUGGGAGUAAAGGUGGGAGUAGUAAAGGUGGCAGCAGUAAAGGUGGUGGCACCCCAGCAAGAGGAGGUAGCCCUGGAAGUAAAGGUGGAGUUCCCGUUGGAGGCAGUGGUACAGCCGGCUCUACUGUCCCGUAUGGAGCUGGAGCCGGUGGUGUUGUGCCAAUAGUAAGGGGUAAUCAUGGUGGAGGAAGUUCAGGUUGUGUCUCUCUUGCAAGGGAUGCUGCUUCCAUUUUGUUGCAUACUCUUUUCACCAAAUCUCAAGGAGGACAACCAAGAUAUCAACAAUCUCAUGCUACUAGUGUGAAUUCUACUCAUGGGAUUUGGAACAGAUAUACUACUGGCUCUGGUCGACCAGAAGUGAAUAAUACUAUAUCUGAUGGUGACUCUUCUAGCAAUAUUAUUUCUCAACUUGGUUUGUCUUAA
Dovyalis caffra is the source of this 552-nucleotide messenger RNA. Lineage: Eukaryota; Viridiplantae; Streptophyta; Magnoliopsida; Malpighiales; Salicaceae. The record is from the annotation of a GenBank genome assembly.